Molecule: messenger RNA, 3317 nt
Organism: Ricinus communis (castor bean)
Lineage: Eukaryota; Viridiplantae; Streptophyta; Magnoliopsida; Malpighiales; Euphorbiaceae
Product: E3 ubiquitin-protein ligase UPL5
Exons: 3
Coding region: 226-2949 (907 amino acids)
Biological process (GO): positive regulation of protein catabolic process; proteasome-mediated ubiquitin-dependent protein catabolic process; protein polyubiquitination
Molecular function (GO): ubiquitin-protein transferase activity; protein binding
Source: RefSeq, a predicted model, not a curated record
AUAAAAGAAAAAAAAUAGCGUAAGAUGACAGUCUUAGGUGAUGACGGCUCUGCAACGAAGAGACAAAAGGAAACGAAGAAACAAAGAGCGUUCUUUUCUGUUUAAAACUCAUCACCAAACAAUAAACAGCGUGUUAGGGUUUUUGUUUAUCUGAUCGUUUUUGGCUUCGAUUCCAUGCUUUCACCCCCACCGUAGCGGGCGGGGGGUUUCCCAGGCCACCGUCAAAUGUCUCUAGUUCAAUCCCCAACCGUUGAUUGCACCACCACGGCUGUCAACGGCCACGAUCACCACCGUGUCUCGACCAAACGCAAAUUUGACGAUUACGCUCCGAGUUUGGACGACGAUGACGACUUCAAUUUCAACGACUUAGUCUCCGUCAGGAUGCGAAAAGACGAGUCUCUCGCCGUCGAUUCAUCUUCCGCCGGAAAGAAUCAAUCUUCUUCGCCUUCUCCGUCUGCUCAUCUCGAUACACGUGUCUCAGAUGCGAAAUCUGCACAUUUCUCGUGCUCCACCUCUCCCCCAGGUCCCACUAGGUCAGCCUCUAGGGUUCAGUUUUUUAUAAGAAUGAUUUCCGAUGGUAAUCAUAUUGUUAUACAUGCGAAUUCAGAUGAUACAGUGAAAUCAAUUCACGAGCGGAUUAAGAUAAUAACUGGAAUUCCAGUUAUGGAACAGAGGUUAAUUUAUAAAGGGAAGCAACUUCAGUGGGAGCAGUCCCUCGCUCAGUGUUCGAUUCAAAAUGACGCUGGUCUUCAUUUAGUUGGCCGGAUGAGAAGUACUAAGCAUCCCCAGACUUGCCAGUUGAUUGAUGAUAUGGUCUCGUUCAUUUCUCGGCUUUGCAAAGCUGGAUUACCUUGUUAUCCUUAUGCAUCCAAACACAUUAAAAGUCUGAUGAAUGAAUUCUUUAGUUUAACGCCUAAAGAUGAUAAUGAGUCUGCGAUUGGUCAUCUUCAGAUUUUUAUGUUAUCGUCCGCUCCAGCUGCUUUAGUUAUGCUUUAUGUUUCAAACAUUAAAGGGAAUAAGGAGUGCGCUGAGAGUUCAAUCAGGCAUUUUCUGAGUUCGUGUAGGAGUUCCUUGCCCAAAUCUUUGCAUACGCAAUGUGCACCUAUAGUUUUAGAGUUUUGUAAGUUGCUUAGGAAUGUUGCUUAUAAUGACCCCUUGUAUCUCUGCUGUCGGAGUAGUCUCGGAUCUUUGUUGGAGAGCAUGGGGGUUUCGCGAGGGUUGGUGAAGUAUGGUUGUGGUGCAGAGGAUGUAAAGGGAUUGAUAAUACAAGAUAUUUUCCCAUUUGUCAGUGAAUUAGCUGGUAGGUUGUCUGCAGAGCUGGAGUCAACUGUGAAGUCUGAAACUAGUUUGGGGCCGUUGGCAAGUGAUGUUCGGGACUUUUCGGCUUUCUUACUACCUUUGCAUACUACUAUUAGAGAGCAAGUUGGUUUUAGAGGUCCUAUUUCCAUGCCUUUGGACAAGAGUGGUUUUAGUCAUCCAUUAUAUGCAGAAGAAAUUGAGAAUCUUUAUGAUAUUUUUGUUGAUUUAAUGAUGAAGAUGGACUGGUGUCUUACUAAAAUGGAGGAUUUCUUGCCUAUGAAACCAAAUGGAGAAGGCGAGUCUGCUUGCACAAGAUGGUCUCAGUAUCUUGCCAUUUUGAAGGAAUUGAAUAACAUUGCCAAACAUUAUAAAAAAGCUGAAGAAGAGUUUUGGUCAGUUUUAAAGCGUACUAAGGCUUCCUUAUGUGUUCUCAUUGUUAAAUAUGCAAAACGAAAUGAUGAUAAUCAAUGGCUUCUUCAGCAUAAAGAUGUGACUGAUUUUGAGUCCAGAAGACAUCUGGCCAUGAUGAUGUUCCCUGAGGUGAAAGAAGAUUAUGAGGAGCUGCAUGAGAUGCUGAUUGACCGAUCACAAUUGUUGGCAGAGUCAUUUGAGUACAUUGCACGUGCAGAACCUGAAUUACUUCAUGGAGGUCUAUUUAUGGAAUUCAAAAAUGAGGAAGCUACUGGUCCAGGUGUAUUGCGCGAGUGGUUUUUCUUGGUUGUCCAAGCUUUAUUUAAUCAACAAAAUGCCCUCUUUGUUGCAUGUCCAAAUGAUCGCAGAAGAUUCUUUCCUAAUCCUGCAUCUAAGGUGGAGCCUUUGCACCUUGAUUAUUUUACCUUCUGUGGUCGAGUGAUUGCGUUAGCAUUGAUGCAUAAAGUGCAAGUGGGAAUUGUCUUUGAUCAUGUGUUCUUCUUGCAAUUGGCCGGAAGGCAUAUUUCUUUGGAAGACAUACGUGAUGCAGAUCCAUGCUUAUACACUAGCUGCAAGCAGGUUCUUGAGAUGGAUGCUAAUUUUAUUGAUUCAGAUGCUUUAGGAUUAACAUUUGUUAGAGAAGUUGAGGAAUUGGGAUCCAGGAGAAUUGUGGAACUUUGUCCUGAUGGGAAGAGCAUUUCUGUAACUAGCAAGAACAGAGAGGAAUAUGUUAAUCUUCUCAUCCGACACCGCUUUGUCAUAUCUAUCUCUGACCAGGUAUCUCGUUUUGCACGUGGUUUUGCUGAUAUUUGUAAUUCAGGGCUCCAGACAUUCUUUUUCCAAAGUUUAGAGCUUGAAGAUCUUGAUUGGAUGCUAUAUGGAAGUGAAAGUGCAAUCAGCAUUGAAGAUUGGAAGGCGCAUACCGAGUACAAUGGCUACAAAGAAACCGAUCCUCAGAUAUCUUGGUUUUGGAAGAUUGUUGGGGAAAUGUCAGCAGAGCAGAGAAAGGUUCUUCUGUUCUUUUGGACUUCCGUGAAGUAUCUACCUAUCGAAGGCUUCCGUGGUUUGGCAUCUCGACUAUAUAUUUACAAGUCCCCGGAGCCGCAUGAUCGCCUUCCUUCAUCUCAUACAUGUUUUUAUCGGCUGUGUUUCCCACCUUACUCCUCCAUGGCUGCAAUGCAAGACCGUCUCAAUGUCAUUACACAAGAGCAUGUUGGCUGCAGUUUUGGUACUUGGUGAAGUGGUAGUUUCUGGGGGUUACAUCUGCCUGUGGCAUGAAAAGUGGGGUUUUUCUUAACUGCACAUAGAUUUGUACUCAGCUUUGUACAGAUAGGAUCUUUGUCAUCGAUUUUCAUUAGACUUAUAUUAUAUGUAAGGAGGUGCUUUUAGUUUAUUUAUGUGUCCGUCUCUGUCAAAAAGGUCGUGAUGUCAUUGCUCUUUUUGCCCAACUGUUCAUAUAGGUAUAGCGUAAAUAAUGUUGGAGGCCAGAAGGAAUAAGAUUUCUCUGCUUCCAUCGUCUUUCCUUCUCUAGCCUUCUCUUUAUGACCUGUAAGUACACAGAUUAUGCAAUGACAUCCAAAUUAAUAGAAAGAUUAAUUGAUCUCUCA